AUGGCUCGUACUGAUUAUCAUUGUGGUGGUGAGCCGGUGGUUCCGGCUUCAAAAGGACGACUUUCCAGCGACUCCCUGAUACGAUCCUUGACUAAGAAGGAUGCCCGCUCCAUGUCGAGGGCUGGAACGGAGGCUUCUUGGGCCUCUAAAGGCGUUGCAUCUCAAUCAGAUCUAGAGGGCGUUUUUGCGCCGGCUCCAUUUCCUGAAUACUCCGAUGCCCAGUCAUCUGGGUACAGGGACCACGACUCGACCACUUCAACCAAAGUUCCCUCCAACGUGACGCCUAGCGAACCAUGGAGCUUGACCCCCAGCGAAUCGUCCGAAGCGCUAGACUAUCGCUCUAAGAGCAAGCACAUCAAGCCCAAAGUUCACAUCAAACCGAUACUCCGCAAAAUGUCGCGUGAUGAUGCGCCGUCCACGUCCAUUGAUCUGUCCCGCUCCUCAACUGAGCAGGAAGGGCUGGGCAUCUACAUGAGUAUGGAGCGGGAUCGGCGCCGAAGUGAAUCGCUGACCGGACCGACAUACCGGCGGGCGUCCGGUCUUCAUAAUCGAUCCACGAGCGGAACUUCUCAAUUCUCGACCGGAACCGGGUCCAGCGGAGGUAGAACAGGAUCGCAAUAUGUCUAUCCCAUGCGCCCAACCCCCAAAGUAUAUACACCACCAUUGAGCCAAUCUUAUCAAACAUCGGGGAACGACAGCGAUGAUUUAGACGAGGCCAGUUCUGAGUCCGAAUCCAGAGCCCCGCCUGCGUCAGACACUCCCCGUUUUGUCCGUGCUUCUUCGGGACCGGUUCCACGCUUGUCAUUGCAAAUUGAAGAUGACUCUUUCAUUCACCUCCCAGAAGUUUCGUCCACACAUCUUCCCAGCCGACCUUCCUUCGGUUACUCAAGAGAUAAUGGCAGUACACUGGAUACCGCAUCGCCGAUUUCUAGGCCUUCUCUUGACUACGUGUUUCGCUCACGAACUCGCACCAGUACGGAUCCGGUCUCCAGGGCGGCUACCGUCCAGGCUGCCCGACAGGCGUUCGAAGAAAAGGAAGCUGCUAAGGCUCGCCGGCUUGAGAAACAGCAGAUGAAGUCCGAAGAAAGACGUCGCCGGGUCAAGCACAACUUGCCGGGAGGCCAUGACGACUCUCCAGCAGUGCAAUCCACCGAGAAUGUUUCUGAGAAACCCUCUCAACCGCGUGCCUCACAGGGAAUUGAGGCGGACAGGCAACCAUCGGCUUCAUGGAAAUCCCAAUCCAAAAGCACUUGGGUACUCUUCAUGACCUGGCUCCGAACCCGGGUGUUCAAAUUCCGACGAAAGCUGCGAAAGGUGAACUGA
Messenger RNA from Penicillium pulvis, 1323 nucleotides. RefSeq lists its product as uncharacterized. The transcript has a single exon. The record is from RefSeq and is a predicted model, not a curated record. Lineage: Eukaryota; Fungi; Ascomycota; Eurotiomycetes; Eurotiales; Aspergillaceae. Bases 1 to 1323 code for a protein of 440 amino acids.